CGACGCGCUGGCGGUCGGGGCGGCCGGUGGGCGUGCUGGCGGCUUGGGCGGGCCUGCGGCUGCUGGGCGGGCGGUGGUCAACUGGCUGCCGCCCGCGCCGGGGCCGCCAAGCCCCUCUGAGGCGGCGCCGCCCGAGGCCGGCCCGGCCCUGGAGGCGUCUGAAGAGCUGACUCGAGCUUUCGCCUGCACAGAUGAAGCCGUGGCCCUGGCGGUGGCUCACGGCAGCUUCUACCGUUUCUUCGACCCCGUCAGCGGGCAGCAGCUGCAGCGCUGGAUCCUGGUGUCCCUGGAGUCGGGCGACGUGCGCCUGGACGGGAGCCGCGCGAUGAUCAGAGGCUCGGCGGGCUGGCAGCUGGUGGAGGACCAGCUCAACCUGGCUGGCAUGGCGAGCAUCGAGUUGCUGUGCAGACGGGUCUCGCAGUUCGUCGCAGCCUACGCGGGGGGCCCUGCCAGGCCGUCCAAGUGGGUCGGGCUUCGCUACUGCGUGGGCGUGGCGAGCCCGAUGAACGCGACCGACCCAGCCUUGCGCACCGCGGUCUUCCGCGGGAUCGACGAGGAGAUGGAGCCGGGGCUUUGCGUGCGUCUGGCCAAACUGCGCCACGUGGAGAGGGUGCUGAUUUGCCUGAACGAGUCAGAGCGCCGCGAGGAGGUAGGAGUCUUCUUCGUGGCCAAGAAGAGCGACCAGCUGCCUUUCAUCCUGCCUGCCUUCGACGCCAUCUACAAGUUCAUCGCCGCCAGCUACAGCAAGGGCGCCGUCUUGUGGGAGAGCGCGCGAGCGGAACUGGUGGCGUUCGAAGGUCGAGCCUUCGGGCCCCUCCCAGAGGCGGAGCGAGGCCAGGAGGGGCGGACCGGCGGGGCCGGGAGAUUCGGCGGCGCUCCAGGUGUGGAGCCCAUCGUAUUUGCGCAUGCCAUGUCG
Prorocentrum cordatum is the source of this 916-nucleotide messenger RNA. The record is from the annotation of a GenBank genome assembly. Lineage: Eukaryota; Dinophyceae; Prorocentrales; Prorocentraceae.